AUGGCAAUAGAAAUAGACGAUUCUUUCAAGAAACCUGGAGCUGUUCCAUUUAAAUGGGAGAUCCGGCCCGGUGUCCCUAAGAUCCAACAACAACAAUUACAGCAAAAACAGCUAAAGAAAGAACUAUUACCCCCGGCAGUGCCAUCACCAUCACCACCUUUCAAUCACCGUCGUCCAUCACCAAUACCUCAAGUACAAAAGCAAAAGCUUAAACCUCCACCAGCUGGAUCCAUUUUUCUCCCUUCACCCGAGCCCCGUGCCCUCUCAUUUCGCUCUGCUCCACGUAGCCGGUCUGAGCGUUGGAGGUUCGAGCAACCCACCCGUGUCCGACCUGAAUGUGUUUCACCUGGGUGUUUCCCAUCACCUCUAUUAAGGAGAAAAGAAAGCAAGAGGUGGACUAGCACCAAAAUAGCUAGACCUGCAACCGAACCUGAUUAUACCUCUGAUCUUGACACACUGUCUCGGUGGUCCAUUUCAAGCAGAAAGUCACUGUCGUCAUUCCCUGACUCACCAGCGUCCUCAUUUUCAUCAUAUCGGUCAUCACCUCGACCUGUGAGUGAUGCUGAGUGGGCUGGGUUUGGACUUUUUUGA
Dovyalis caffra is the source of this 591-nucleotide messenger RNA. The record is from the annotation of a GenBank genome assembly. NCBI's taxonomy places the organism in Eukaryota, Viridiplantae, Streptophyta, Magnoliopsida, Malpighiales, Salicaceae.